Messenger RNA from Candoia aspera, 3072 nucleotides. It is a transcript of the gene PLA2G4C, whose product is annotated as phospholipase A2 group IVC. The transcript is spliced from 14 exons. Lineage: Eukaryota; Metazoa; Chordata; Lepidosauria; Squamata; Candoiidae. Gene Ontology annotation, biological process: glycerophospholipid catabolic process. The record is from RefSeq and is a predicted model, not a curated record. Gene Ontology annotation, cellular component: cytosol; nuclear envelope; nucleoplasm. Bases 308 to 1996 code for a protein of 562 amino acids. Gene Ontology annotation, molecular function: calcium ion binding; calcium-dependent phospholipid binding.
CUAGUGGAAUGGACUGAAUGAUCAAGCAUUGCAGUUAGAAAGCCAGGAGGAGCUUAAAGAAAAAAUGUUAAAGGGAUCAUAUUACUGCUCAGCAGGCUCCUUCAUAUUCUGGUGCAACAUUUGGUGCUGGCUGCUUUCAGGAACUGAGACCUGGAAUGUACCAUUUCCUACAGCAAAUUUCUGGGGCCCUUCUCUGAAUGGAAGAAUUUCACUGUCUGCCAGAAUUUAUAAAACCCGAACACACAGAGGAACCUUGCUACUGACUCCUCAUUCCCUAAACUGAUCAAAUAGAAGCUUGGGAUACAAAAUGGACACCAAUGUGGCUGGAAAGGAAAAGAUCGAGGUCAGAAUUUCAAAAUCUCUCUCAGAUGGUGAAGGAAGAGCUAUAGCUGCUCGGAAGAAAAAUGUGAAAAAAGCUCUUGCUAAGCUUGGGAUACAGUGUGAUUUGGAGAACAUCCCCAAUAUUGCUGUCCUGGGAGCAGGAGGAGCAGUGAGGGCUAUGAUUGCACUUUAUGGCACUCUAAUAGAGCUGAAGAAAUAUCACCUUUUGGAUUGUGUCAUGUACUUGGGUGGGGUAUCAGGUUCUACCUGGUGCUUACCAGCCCUAUACAAAAAUGAAGAUUGGAUAGAAGAAAUAGAGAAUUUGAGUAAACAUCAAUUUGAAAAUCUUGUCCAAGGCCAAUGGGAUUUUAAUAAAGCAAUGAAAGCUGUUCUAGAGGCUGCAGAAGAUGAAUGUUACUCUCUCACUGAUUUCUGGUCCUAUUUCCUUGUGCAUAAACUGCUAAAUAAGUUAGAUGAAGAUAAAUUGUCUGCACAUGGUGGAUCUUGUGAGACCGGAAAAAAGCCUUAUCCUAUCUAUGCAGCUGUGAACAAGCAAACUUAUCAGAACCAAAAUGCAGGUACCUGGUUUGAAUUUACCCCUCAUGAAGUUGGGAUUCCUGGACUAGGGGCAUAUGUACACAUCAAAUAUUUUGGGAGCAUAUUUCAGAAUGGGCAGCUAAUCAAAGAGAAAAAAGAGAAAAAUAUUUGCUUUUUGCAAGGCUUAUGGGGAAGUGCUCUUGGAGAUGAGCAAAACAUUUCAAAGACUAUAUCAGAUACUUUACAGAAUUUUAGAAAAUAUGAGAGAUCAGAGGACCUUACUUCAACAGAUUUAGACACAGACAGCACAAAAUUUAAUAUGCUCUAUGAAUGCUAUCAAACUCUUCUGGAGCUGCAAUCACUGGAAUCUACAGAUAAAAGAGGAGUAGAUAAACUUGAUCACCUAGAAAACAUCUUGAAAGAUCACAGUUCAAGCAAAAGCUAUGAAUUGGUCAGAAGGAUGCAUGAGACCUGGUAUUCUGCAGAUGAACAGAGAAAAAAGGAAGAGUAUAUGACAUUAUUCCAAACUUUGGAUGCCGAUUUUGGAGAUUUUAACAAUGCCUUCAGUCAGGUUUUCCUUAACAUGGUGAAUAAGACUUGUUUAUGCCUUUUGAAUUGGUCAUGGGGAAGCACCAAUAAUUUCCUGUACCACUGUUCUGAUGUCGAAUUUCCCGAUCUGACAAGCAAUCCCAUCAUAUCAUUGAUUGAUGCUGGUCUGGCCAUAAAUACAGCUUAUCCACCAAUUCUGCGCCCUGAGAGGCAGGUGAAGUUGAUCCUAUCUUUUGACUUCAGUGCUGGAGAUCCUUUUCUGACAAUUAAAAAAGCUGCUGAAUACUGUGAAGCACAUGGAAUUCCAUUUCCCAAAAUAGAUGAGAAUGAGUUACAAGAUGUAGAUACUCCAUCAGAUUGCUACAUCUUCAGAGGAGAACACACCCCGACUGUUAUGCAUUGUCCAUUAUUCAACAAAAUCAACUGUCCAGGUAAAAUUGCUGAAUACAGAGAACAAUUCUCUACUUUCAAGUUGAGUUAUUCUGAUGAAGAGAUUGAAAAGUUGGUCAGUGCAGCAAAGAAGAAUGUAGCAAAUGUUCAGCAAAAAAUUCUGGAGGAAAUCAAGCAUAUUGUGGGUUCUUCUUCAUAAAGAGCUUAAGCAAAUAUUUCCCAUUAUAAUAAUAGACUGAUAUAAGAAAGCUUGUUCUCCAACAGAAAGCACUGUUACUAAUCAUUAGUACCCAUGAAGGGUUAUGCAGUUUCCCUUCUUCCUCCAAAAAAGGUUUAAUUAAUAUCUGUUGAGUUGGGGGCCACACAAGAUCCAUGAUUGUUAUUAACUUUAUAAAAAAUUAAAUGUUUAAAUUAAUAAUAAUGAAAUGCUAAGUGAGUUCAGAAUACAUCCAGAGAAGAAGGAAAGAAUGGGAAAAAUUAGACAGCUAUCCAGUUCGGUAUAGCAGUUAAGGCAUCAGACUAGAUACGAGGAGAUUGGAGUUCUAGUCAUGCCUUAGGUAUGAAUCUAGCUAGUAAAGGUGUCCGACUCUAGGGGGCAGUGCUCAUCUCUGUUUCAAAGCCGAAGAGGUUUGAAGGGGUGGGGGCUAGGAGUAAAAAUGACUUGAAGAUACAACUUUUAUGCAUCUUUGUGACAUACUACUAUAUUUUCUAGUUUCUAUACUUUAAGAAUAUGUAACCAUUUUAACACGUUGCUAUUAACAUGUAUUUUCUAUUUACUCACAUUGAGGUGCACAAAUUUGUCCUUGGUCUGGGAAAAGAUGCACAAAACAACUUUUUCUGCACACAGAACAUUAGAAGAAACAUUGAUCUGAAGAACUUGUUUUCCCAGUUUCCCCUGAAUAUGAUGGAAAAUUUAUCUGAAACUAUUUGUUUAAGGAGCUACAGUAUGUUCUAGCACCAUAAUUCUAUCUUUGCAUAUAUAAAAUUCUCAUUUACUGUUUUUCCAUCAGCUUAUAUGUGCUAUGAAUACUGUUUUAAACAGUGUGCACCUUAUUUCUCUCAUGAUAAUGUGUAAGGUGUGUGGGAUCAAGAAAUCUGUUGUUAAGGAAUGCAGAGUAGCAGUGGCAGAAAAAUAAAGCCAAACCUAUAUUUAAUCCCUUCUCUCAAAUGUAUAACCUCAUGAUACCCUAUAGAGUACUUCAUUAGCCUGAUUCACACAUUAUCCUAACUAGUUUGUUUAACCAUGACUUAUUGAAUAAAGAUUGAUUGGAUGCA